Ambispora gerdemannii is the source of this 732-nucleotide messenger RNA. NCBI's taxonomy places the organism in Eukaryota, Fungi, Glomeromycota, Glomeromycetes, Archaeosporales, Ambisporaceae. The record is from the annotation of a GenBank genome assembly.
ACGGCCAAGAAGCUGAAAAAACAUGCUUUAUAUUUUGGAAGUGGACGAUUACCAAACGUUCAGGAGAAACACGCCUCGCGUGUCUCUAAAACUACGGUCAACACGGGUAGCAAGGAACCAAUGCUUCGAAUCGUACUCACAAGUCUACGUAAUUUCAUAACGAAGGAUCCUUUAGCGUUAGCUUUAGGAGUAGUAAUAGGUUUUUUAGUACGCCGCAUAGAGAACAAUGUAACAGUAUUAUCUUCCGACCAACUUGACAAAGAAAAACAAAUUUGGACACUACAUGGAAGACUUAACCAAGCAUUUCUCGACGGUCGACACGACAGACGAAGGGUUGAAGAGCUCCGCACACUAUUAUCUUCGACGGAACAAAAACUCGAAAUAACUCGAACUGAACGCGAUGAACUAAAGGUAAAACUAACGGAAUUCCAGGCGCAAGCUACCGAAGCAAUGAACUAUUUGUUGGAACGAAAGAUGAGUGAGGAAGCUCGUCGGCAAAAUUUAAAAUUUGAAGAAGAAACAGCAAAGAAAGAGUGCAUGGACUCAGAAAGUCAAGGAGGUUCAAGAUCUUCUACGCCACUUAGUUCCGAAUUUCUUGAAGCAGAUGAAAAAAUGCGACAACUUGCCGAGGAUGAAUUCUUUUCUGAUAAUUCACAUCAUCAAACUAUUAAUCGAAGAGAGUCUGUUAUUGAUGGUCAAAGCAAUGCCUCAACGAUAUUGAGGACUAUUUAA